Messenger RNA from Alosa sapidissima (American shad), 1965 nucleotides. RefSeq names its product retinal degeneration 3, GUCY2D regulator (gene rd3). NCBI's taxonomy places the organism in Eukaryota, Metazoa, Chordata, Actinopteri, Clupeiformes, Clupeidae. The transcript has 3 exons. The record is from RefSeq and is a predicted model, not a curated record. The coding region runs from base 434 to 1129 and encodes 231 amino acids.
UGCGCGCCACCCAGCCUUCGGGAGCGAGUACCGCUUGCACCGGGACUUAACAGAGAGGACAAUCAGAGAGAAAGAGAGUCCAACAGCUACAGGAGGAGGAGGAGAGAGGGAGGUGGUUAAUUUUUAAGAUGCACUCAGAGUUGCAAGCAAACCUGCUCAUACUGUUCACAUAACGGUCGAUUAACGUAGGACCAUCGUCUAUGCACGAUUUUCUGGCGUGUUUAAAAUAAAAAAUAUUGUUUAUCUACAUCGUUUAUCUACAUGUUCAUCCCUUUAGCGACGUCCAGGCACUGGAUGAUAAGUCAGUAAACCUCAAUCCCCACAAACCACCCCACAAACUGACCCUCAGCCACAGACGCUCCGGACACACAGACCCCCGUCCCUACUCAGUGUCCUCCGCUGCCCGUCUGCGUCUGUGUCUCCGUCUGGGCCGAUGGCGUCGUGGUUUGGCUGGGGGGGCAGCGAGCCGCAGUACCGGAGCCCCCGGCGGGAGCCCUCGGAGGUGGUGACGGACACGCUGAUGCUGGAGCUCAGCUGGCAGCUGAAGGAGGCCGAGAGGUUGCAGCGCGAGCGUGACAGCGAGUACCGGCGCCUGAAGACUGGUGUGGACUACAGCUGGCUGGUCAGCACACCCCGCAGCAGCUUCGACAUCAGCCCCGGCGAGCGCCACGCCCUCGAGGAACUGUGCGCCAAGGUGCCGCCGGCGCACUGUGGCGCCGUCAUACUCCGGUUCCGCCAGGUUCUGGAGGAGAACGAGCCGGAGGUGCCGGAGGUGCCAGGCCUGUUCCGUUCGGUGUUGCUGGAGUCGCUGGAGCGCGUGCGUGAGGAGGAGGAGGCGCAGCGUCUCUCCCAGCAGUGGAACAGCCGCCAGCGCGCUGUCAGCAUGUCCCUGCUCAGCUUCCGCAGCCGUGUCCGCAUCAACCCGUUCGGCAGCAGCGCGCACCUCACCUCCACGGCCAACGGGGGCCCUGGCGACGCCUACGAGCCCGAGGUCAAGACUGUGUCCGAGGACGUGGAGAGGGGGCUCGGGGCAGUGCCGGGGAUGAGGGCUGGAGGAACUGGACGAGCCCCCCGUGUGUGCAGCAUGCCUGACUUCAGGCACCAGGGCAUAAAUGGACAUGUUGGGUGAUGGGAGUAAUAUGGUGAAGAGAGAGAGAGAGAGAGAGAGAGAGAGAGAGAGAGAGAGAGAAUGAGUGGAGGAUGCAAAUUGCAAAUGACUGAGUUUAUAAAAUGGAAAAUGAGUGAGAGAAAAGUAUGAAACUGGAAUCAUGAAAGUAUGUACAGAAUGGUAUGGAAGUACUGGAGUGUUUUGUCAGAAAUGUCCUUUCCUGGUUCUGGUUUGUGGGUGGAGAGAGCAAUAAGGACUUUUAGUACCUCACCCCUUUUUUUUUUAUUUCGGUGGCAGUAUCACAACCAACAAUCCAAUACAUAAGCCUAACCCUAGCCAUUAACACAUCUAUUAAUAAUUACGUUGAAGAGCUAUGACAAACUUUUCAAGAGAUUAUAAGGUAAUUACAGGAUUUUUUGACAGUAUAAACUCAGUGAGCAGGAAUGAAAAUAUGUCAAUAUUACAUUGGAUUGUGUAACCACAUAGUGGGUGUAGGAUGUGAAUCUAGGUCUUCAGCUGCAAAGUUGUUGAAGUCAAGAUUGUGUCAUUGACCACAGUAAGUCAGGCCAAUCCAUCAACCAGCGUUACUCACAGAACUGUGCAAUUUGUAAAGGCCAGGAGACAGGCAAUUUACUCUGCAGUUAGACCUUCACAACCAGAGAUUCAGUCUCCACAUAAUAAUUUUCAGGUCUUACGUAAAUGUUUUCUUGUCAGAAUGUUUCUGUAGCUCAACUGGUUCCAAGGUGCUAUCUACUUCAAGGUCAUCUCAUUCAAGGGUGCAUGCAUGCAUAAUGAAGAAUUAUUCAAUGGUAACACUUCAGAUAAAAGCAUGUACUGAAUAGCAUCAGUUCAAUGAA